Messenger RNA from Scleropages formosus (Asian bonytongue), 2163 nucleotides. Its product is annotated as calcium-binding mitochondrial carrier protein Aralar1-like. Gene Ontology annotation, biological process: malate-aspartate shuttle; L-glutamate transmembrane transport; aspartate transmembrane transport. NCBI's taxonomy places the organism in Eukaryota, Metazoa, Chordata, Actinopteri, Osteoglossiformes, Osteoglossidae. The transcript has 18 exons. The record is from RefSeq and is a predicted model, not a curated record. Bases 25 to 2073 code for a protein of 682 amino acids. Gene Ontology annotation, molecular function: calcium ion binding; L-aspartate transmembrane transporter activity; L-glutamate transmembrane transporter activity.
GCAACUCAUCACGUCACAUCAAGCAUGGCGGUCAAGGUACAGUCGACCAAAAGAGCUGAUCCCCACGAACUGAAGGCCGUCUUCCUCGAGUACGCCAGCGUGACAGACAAGGAUGGAGAGCGUUACAUGACCCCUGCUGACUUUGUGCAGAAGUUUCUGGGCUUGCACACGCAGCCUCACCACAAUGCAAAAACUGUGCAGCUGCUUGCUGGUGUGGCUGACACCACCAAAGAUGGGCUGAUCUCUUUCCCAGAGUUCCUGGCAUUUGAGUCCGUUCUGUGUGUCCCUGAUGCUCUUUUCAUCGUAGCCUUUCAGUUGUUUGACAAGACUGGCACAGGGGACAUCUCAUUUGAAAAUGUCAGGGACAUCUUCAGCCAGACAACAGUGCACCACCAUAUUCCUUUCAAUUGGGACUGCGAGUUCAUCCGGCUGCACUUUGGCCACGAUCGAAAGAAGCAUCUCAGUUACCUGGAGUUCACUCAGUUUCUUCAGGAGCUGCAGCUGGAGCAUGCUCGGCAGGCCUUUGCACAGAAAGACAAGAGCAAGAGCGGCACCAUCCCAGCCCUGGACUUCAGUGACAUCAUGGUCACCAUCCGUCACCACAUGCUCACUCCUUUUGUCGAAGAGAAUUUGGUUUCGGCUGUAGGUGGAGGCACAUCCCACCUGGUGAGCUUCUCUUACUUCAACGCCUUCAACUCGCUCCUCAACAACAUGGAACUCAUCCGCAAGAUCUACAGCACUCUGGCUGGCUCGCGGAAGGACACACUCGUCACCAAAGAGGAGUUUGUCCAUGCCGCUAACAAGUUUGGCCAGAUCACACCGAUGGAGAUUGAUAUCCUCUACCAGCUAUCCAGUCUCCACUCUCCUUCAGGGCGAUUGAACCUGGCGGACAUUGAGAGAAUAGCGCCGUUGGAGGAGGGGUCGCUGCCAUACCACUUGGCCGAAGUCCAGCGACAGCAGGCAUAUGGGGACGUGAGCCGACCCAUCUGGCUCCAGGCAGCCGAGUCUGCAUACAGGUUCACCCUGGGCUCCAUUGCCGGAGCCACGGGUGCAACAGCUGUGUACCCCAUUGACCUGGUGAAGACGCGCAUGCAAAACCAGCGCUCCACGGGCUCCUUUGUGGGUGAGCUCAUGUACAAGAACAGCUUUGACUGCGCCAAGAAAGUGCUACGCUACGAGGGAGUCUUCGGCUUCUACAGAGGUCUUUUACCACAACUUAUUGGAGUUGCUCCAGAGAAAGCUAUCAAACUCACGGUUAAUGACUUUGUCAGAGACAAAUUCACCAGAAAAGACAAUACCAUACCAGUGCUUGCCGAAGUGCUGGCUGGCGGAUGUGCUGGAGGUUCCCAGGUCAUCUUCACCAACCCCUUGGAGAUUGUGAAGAUCCGGCUACAGGUGGCGGGGGAGAUCACCACUGGGCCCCGGGUCAGCGCCCUCAAUGUGGUGCGGGAUCUGGGCUUUUUUGGGCUCUACAAGGGGGCAAAGGCCUGCUUCCUGCGUGACAUCCCCUUCUCGGCCAUCUACUUCCCGGUGUAUGCCCACACCAAGGCAGAGCUGGCUGAUGACCAGGGCCGGUUGGGACCGCUGCAGCUACUGACCGCUGGAGCCAUCGCAGGUGUACCUGCUGCCUCCCUGGUAACCCCUGCUGAUGUCAUCAAGACGAGACUCCAGGUGGCAGCCCGCGCCGGGCAGACAACCUACAGCGGAGUCAUCGACUGCUUCAGGAAGAUUAUGCGUGAGGAAGGCUUCCGAGCCCUGUGGAAAGGAGCGGGAGCCCGUGUCUUUAGGUCCUCGCCUCAGUUUGGCGUCACUCUGGUGACCUAUGAACUACUCCAGAGAUGGUUCUACGUUGAUUUUGGAGGACACCGCCCCGCAGGAUCGGAGCCCACCCCCAAGUCUCGAAUCUCCGAGCUGCCGCCAGUUAACCCAGACCACCUGGGGGGCUACACGCUGGCCGCUGCCACAUUUGCAGGAGUGGAGAACAAGUUUGGAUUGCAUCUGCCCAAGUUCAAGUCCUCUGGUGUGCUGACAAUCCAGUCGACUGCAGGCAAGGAGGGGUCCCACGGCUCGUAGAGCUGCUGCGAGUGACAGGCUGACUCCUCAUGGCUGUUUGCUCCCAGCACCCAAUGUCCCCAAGAUUCCUUAAUGUGAUUCCCCCCCCAC